This is a messenger RNA of Exserohilum turcica Et28A, 1467 nucleotides long. RefSeq lists its product as uncharacterized. The transcript has 3 exons. The record is from RefSeq and is a predicted model, not a curated record. Lineage: Eukaryota; Fungi; Ascomycota; Dothideomycetes; Pleosporales; Pleosporaceae. The coding region runs from base 1 to 1467 and encodes 488 amino acids.
AUGGUCCAACUUAACCCCGGUAGCCUGGUUCAGUAUCAGCGUUUGACUUCCCUCUUACCACCAUGGCCAGCAGUAAUCUGCACAGAUGACAUGGCACCCGACGAGAUACUGCAAACCCGCCCAUGCGGUAAUGCAUAUGUCACUCUUGUGUUGCUUUUAGGCCAUGAUCUAAGUUUCCGCUGGGCACGCACAACCGAGUUGACCGAGUAUGAUCCUUCGGUACAAUAUAAUGAUUUCAUGGUAAGACAUACACCAGGCCUUGAAUAUGCGUAUGAGAUGGCGAACAAUGCACUUGAAGGUGGCAUAGGCCUAGACGACUGGCGAGAACAGUACCUGGCUACCACCGCAGAUGCAAAUGACAAUGUAUCGGAAGCAGACUCAGACUCCAACAACACCUGUUCGGAUCCCGAGUGGAUGGAGGCUAUUCGACUGAGUCGGGAAGAGUACUAUAGUCAUACUGCAAACAAAGUGGAAGAGACAUCUAGGUGUGCGCCUUCUUGCUCGCCUCCCAAGUCAGCAGCGAGUUCUAGUCGCCAGCACACUGCUACAAACGAGGGAUUACCAGCCUCUACAGGUUCUGGCACAAGUGUGUCAGUACCACGAAAUGACGGAGACUGCAGCAUGUCAGACUCAACGUCUGAAAAUUCGAAUGACGCAACUACAGAACCUAAAGACGGAGAGCUAGUCAACACACCAUCCUGCCUACCGCCAUCUUUACUAGACGACGCAUGGGACCAUGUAAACAAGACUCUGAGCAAAGCAACCAGUGAUACAGUAGAUUGCGAACUCUCCGAAAGCAAACAGUUUGUCCAAGUGCGCGUUGGCCCAACCAACGAAGUCAGAAUCCUACACACGCAAUACGUCUGGAACCGCACUUACUUCCGGGACCCCAGACAAGGCCUAAACUACUUCGGCUACACCGACGGCAUCUGGGAACUGCAGCAUCCCGCUCUCUCCACCAUCCAACCAGCAGACUUUACCCUCGCAGCAGAGUACCUGGAAAGCGGCGGCUUUGGGUUCCGCGCGCCCUGCGCAGGCGAAAUGGAUGCUGCUUUUGCGCAGUGCGUUGCUGCGUGGUUCGUUGCUCAUGCGCUUAACAUGGCGGAUCUCAUGGACGAUAUUGUGGAUAAACUCGAAGAAGUCGUCCUCACGCCUGGUUUGGCGCAUGUCUUGCGCUUUGCCCGCCGCGUGUACGCGUCCACGUCUAGGAAUGCGGGGUCUCUGUAUCACGAUCGGCUCAAGGAGUACCUGGCGGGGUUUGUGGCGGAGAAUUGGUGGGCAUAUCUUACGAGCGAUUUGAGGGACGACUUUAUGCAGGCGGUUAGGGAGUGUCCCGAGUUGGAGAGGGAUGUUUACGAGACGCGGAUUGUGAUGCUUGAGGAGCGGGUGCAAGAUGAAGAGGAAGAGGAGGUGGAUGACGAUGAUGACAGUGAAGAGAGCGAAGAGAGUGAAGGAGACACGGAAUGA